AUGAAAGGCGAUGAAGACGCGGGGCAAGUAUUUUCCAAUGGUCAUACAACAAGUUCGAACCGUUCCACUCCUCGGAAAUCCUUACACACAGCCCUCAAUGGCAAUACCUCGACCCUCAAUGGAUCGAGUCCUACCGUCAAGAAUGGUCCGAUAAAACGUAUAUCGGCCAUCCAAUCGGCCACAUACCGUGGGCACGACAGAGAAGAGGUGGUCAGGAUUCUCAUUCAAGGGCUCCUGGACAUGGGUUAUUCAGAUGCAGCCAGCGUUCUGAGCACGGAGAGUGGUUAUGAAUUGGAGAGUCCUUCCGUGGCUGCGUUUCGAAGCGCAAUCCUCGACGGUAACUGGUCGGAGGCAGAAGCAAUUCUACUCGGGUCGCAUCGGCUCGAACAAGCACCAGGUUUGCACGAGGAUGACGAUCAAUACGGCGAAGGUCUUGUACUGGCCGAGGGCGCGGACAGGGGCGAAAUGCUAUUCUGGAUCAGACAGCAAAAGUUCCUCGAACUCCUCGAACAACGAGAACUCGGUGUGGCGCUUACGGUGUUAAGACAAGAGCUCACUCCACUGGGACAAGAUAUACACCAGCUACAUGCCCUUUCAACAUUACUUAUGUGUCCUCCAGAGGAUCUCAGGACUAAGGCCCAUUGGCCGGGUACCGUGGAAGAAUCACGCAAGAUGCUUCUACAAGAUCUGUCUCGGUCCAUUGCGCCCUCUGUCAUGAUCCGAGACCACAGAUUAGCCGAAUUGUUCGACCAAGUCAAACAGAAUCAGAUCAAUCAGUGUCUGUACCAUAACACUUCCAUCCCUCCAUCGCUAUACUCAGAUCACCUCUGUGAUCGGGAUGACUUCCCCUCCAGGACUUCUUUCCAGCUGGAAGACCAUACCGGCGAAGUUUGGCAUGUCCAGUUCUCCCACGACGGAUCAAUGUUGGCCACGGCAAGUCAAGAUCGGACCGUCAACAUUUAUGACACGGUUACCUUCAAAUGCUUGCAUAUCCUCAAGCAACACAAUGCAGAGGUGACAUACGUGGCGUGGAGUCCUGAUGAUACCAAGAUCAUCACUUGUUCACAGGAUUGCAAGGCUCGAGUGUUUGAUGUUGAAACCGGAAGGUUACACGUGACAUUAGAGCAUCAAACGGUGGAUUCAAACUAUGGUAUUACUGCCGCCGCCUGGGGUCCAGACUCGAUGAGUGUUGUGACGGCAAGCCAUGAUCGAAAUUCCCAAUUAUGCCACUGGAAUCUACUUUCCUCGGAGCCAGAGCGGCCCGUCCAUGUCUGGCCGCGCGGAUUCCGUGUGCAAGAUGUUGCUAUCACCGACGACGGCCACUGGCUGGUAGCUCUGGACCCUCAGAACAUCAUUCGUGUUUUUGACAUGCAUACCUACCGGGAAGAGCCGCCUAUCAAGACCUCCGGUAAGAUGACAAGUAUUUCUCUGAGUCGCGAUGGUAGCACGGUUCUGGUUAACUUGGCGAUUGGGGAGGUUCACAUGAUCGAUCUCGCUACUCGAGAGACGGUGCGGAAGUUCCGGGGGCAGAAGCAAGGCGAAUUUGUGAUUCGUAGCUGCUUCGGUGGUGCUGCUGAAAACUUUGUCGUUAGCGGUUCGGAAGAUGGGAAGAUAUACGUGUGGCACAAAGAGAAUGAGACCUUGGUUGAAACGUUGUCCGGUCACGGUCCCGGUCAAGGCGGCAAAGAAUGUGUUACCACAGUGGACUGGAAUCCCAAGGAUGCUGGGAUGUUUGCGUCCGGCGGCGACGACCGCAAAGUGCGAAUGUAA
Messenger RNA from Capronia coronata CBS 617.96, 1770 nucleotides. RefSeq lists its product as uncharacterized. Gene Ontology annotation, cellular component: GID complex. Bases 1 to 1770 code for a protein of 589 amino acids. Gene Ontology annotation, molecular function: protein binding. Gene Ontology annotation, biological process: proteasome-mediated ubiquitin-dependent protein catabolic process. The record is from RefSeq and is a predicted model, not a curated record. The transcript is spliced from 2 exons. Lineage: Eukaryota; Fungi; Ascomycota; Eurotiomycetes; Chaetothyriales; Herpotrichiellaceae.